Messenger RNA from Punctularia strigosozonata HHB-11173 SS5, 399 nucleotides. RefSeq lists its product as uncharacterized. The record is from RefSeq and is a predicted model, not a curated record. Gene Ontology annotation, molecular function: structural constituent of cell wall. The transcript is spliced from 3 exons. Bases 1 to 399 code for a protein of 132 amino acids. NCBI's taxonomy places the organism in Eukaryota, Fungi, Basidiomycota, Agaricomycetes, Corticiales, Punctulariaceae. Gene Ontology annotation, cellular component: fungal-type cell wall.
AUGCUCUUCAAGCUCUCCUCCGUUCUCGUGAUCGCGACCUCGUCGCUGGCAAUCGGUGCGGCUGCAUCUCCUGCCAACCUCUCUAAGCGGCAGGAUGCUCUCUGUGCUAGCGACACAACGGCCCAGUGCUGCUCCAGCGCUGUCUCAUCGGAUGACGAUAUCAUCGCCACCAUCCUCGGCCUGCUCGAAAUUGUCACAAGCACCGUGAUUCCUAUUGGGCUCAGCUGCACUCCGGUCGUCGAUGAAAUCGACUGCGCCGCGGACCUUCUGUGCUGCAGCAGUACAGCAGAUGGCGGUGGUCUGCUCGGCGGGCUCGGCUUGCUCGACCCCAUCACUGACACGCUUGGUAUCGAUUGCCUCCCCCUCGUCGGCUCCCUCCCGGUGGUGGGGGGCCUUUGA